GUUCGCGCGUGUGUGUAGCUGUCAGUCCGUCAGUUGGGCAGUGCGGAUGAGCCGGAUACGCCAACUUCAAGCAAUAUAGCUGAGAAAAUCCACACCGAAUUCAGCCUCGGACACGUUCCACACUCGGAAUACUGGCUUCGUCUAAAAAUAAACAUCUUUUCGGAGCAGACAAACGACAAAGAAAGAAAGUGGGAGUGGGAUUUUGCAUGAGACAUAUUUGAAGGGUUGUUGGCUUAGCCUGACUGGGGUGAGUUAGCAUGCUAACGGAGCAGCGCUGCAGUGGAUGUCUCUCCACCCGCUCUUUUAGUUUUAAAUUAAACUGACGUCGUUCAGAUUACAUUUGAGUCUUUGUUUUCAGUGGUAUCGCUCAGUAUUCGGUUUGUUUUUUCUUUAGGCGAAGUUAUAAAAAGCUCCCGAGGGGAGACUGCCUUGGCAGGCUAGCUAGUUAGCAAGUAAGGAAGGCUUACUAAUGAAGACUUAAGGAGCUUUUGCAGUUUACGGAGGAGAAGUUAAAAAUUAUAGGGGUUUGUGCUCUGAAGUUUAAUGUUAUACGUAACAGCAGACUGUUUUAGCACAUUUGGCGAGAUAUUCAUCUGUCUUGCGAGCUAAUAGUUGAGUUGGUAACGUUACAGCUAGCUGGCUGCGGUUAGCUAACUGAACGUUAUGCCAAAUGAUAUUUUACUAAGGGACAGUUAGGACACCACUAGCUUAAUUAAAACACUUGUCACUGUGUGAUAGUUAAUUUAUUGUUAUACAACAAACAAUGGCCUCGGCUGGUAACACUGUCUCAUCGUUUGCGAGCAAAACAAAAACGAAGAAGAAACACUUCGUGGCUCAGAAAGUGAAGCUGUUUCGUGCCAGCGACCCUCUGCUCAGUGUUCUCAUGUGGGGAAUAAAUCAUUCGAUAAACGAGUUGAGCCAUGUUCAGAUCCCCAUCAUGCUUAUGCCUGAUGACUUCAAAGCCUACUCGAAGAUUAAGGUGGACAACCACCUUUUCAACAAAGAGAAUAUGCCAAGCCAUUUUAAGUUUAAAGAGUAUUGCCCUCUUGUUUUCCGUAAUUUGAGAGAGAGGUUCAGCAUCGAUGACCAGGACUUCCAGAACUCUUUGACCCGCAGCGCGCCCCUCGUCAGUGAAGCUCAGGGCCGUAGUGGUGCUCGCUUCCACACCUCCUACGACAAGAGGUACGUCAUCAAAACCAUAAGCAGCGAAGACGUGGCAGAGAUGCACAACAUCCUCAAAAAGUACCACCAGUAUAUCGUGGAAUGUCAUGGUACCACACUGCUACCACAGUUUCUAGGCAUGUACCGCCUCACUGUAGACGGAGAUGAGACUUAUAUGAUAGUCACACGCAAUGUCUUCAGUCACCGGUUGUCUGUGUAUAAGAAAUAUGACCUGAAGGGAUCUACUGUUGCCCGAGAGGCAAGUGACAAAGAAAAGGCUAAAGAACUCCCCACGUACAAAGACAAUGACUUCAUCAACGAUGGACAGAAAAUAUACAUCGAUGAGGAGAGUAAGAAAACCUUCCUCGAUAAGCUACGAAAGGAUGUGGAGUUUCUUGCUUUGCUGAAGUUGAUGGACUACAGUCUUUUGGUUGGGAUCCAUGACGUGGAGAGGGCAGAACAAGAGGAGGUGGAGAGUGAGGAUAAUGAGGGAGAAGAGGAAGGGGAGAGUGAUGGAGGGAUUAUCGGCACUCCUCCUGACAGUCCCAGCAACACUCUAGACAGCGCUAAACCACUCUCACCGGGAGACUUCGACCCCAGUAUUGACGUCUAUGCCAUCAAAAGCCAUGACAAUUCUCCCAGAAAGGAGGUCUAUUUUAUGGCAGUUAUUGACAUCCUGCAGCAUUAUGAUGCCAAGAAAAAGGCUGCUCAUGCAGCCAAGACGGUAAAGCAUGGGGCCGGGGCAGAGAUUUCCACGGUGAACCCGGAGCAGUACUCGAAGAGAUUCUAUGAUUUCAUCACUACCAUUCUGCCCUAGUCGGCGGCAGCUGAGCUGAGUCCACGGGGAUGAAGAGGGACGCCAGCAGAGGGGUGUUGAACACUCGCUCACCCGCUCUGCCACAGGGGGGCACCCCUAACAGCAGCUACAACCACCAUUCGUUUACAUUUUGAUUUUCAUUUAUUCGUCUUUUUGUUCUGUUGGGACCAUGAGAGUGACGGAAAAGGACAACAGUUCGAACUUUUGCGGCGGGGGGGAUAGGGCUUUUUACUGCUUUCUUAUGCAUGCCCCUUAAUCUUGUUUGUUCCAUUUGAUAUUUUUCUUGCCUUUUAAAGCAGAAGAGGAUGGAGAGAGCUCAUGUGACGGUCCGUGGCUCAGUUAGUAGAAUUAGGCCAAAACAGAACUUCUCAAUCGGAACAGUAAGCGUUCUCUCACUCGAAUCCCUAGCCGAACUCACUUCACGCAACCCCCUCUGCUUUACUCCACAGAGAGGCACCUGAAGCACUUGACACCACGGCACCUGCUAACUCUCUUUACUCGCACUAGCCUCUUCAUUCUCUGGACAGACUAACCAGAAACGCUCUUUGAGCCAUUUACAAAAGGAGGACCCAUCGCCCCUAACUUGCCUUGUGUGGACAGACAGCUGAAUCUGACUGUUUUGCAUGUUCCUUCAGUGUUCUGAGGCAAACGCGUCGGCAAAGGUUCCGGUAGGUAUUUCGUUUGGGUUUCUCGGGGGUUUUGUUUUGCAGCAACUUGACAGGAGGGAGAAUGAAGACACUGAGGCAGCAGGAAUCAGUGGUUUCUCUUCAGUCGUCAGUGAAUUCUGUUACAUUAGUGAUUCAGUUGCCAUCAGCACCUUAAAACUGUUGCACUUUUUAUUAGGAUCACUCGGUCUGUUACGAGCUGCAACGAUAGCACUAUGAGGCACCGUUCGACGCAGCCUUGCCGUUUCACGUGUUCUGACGCUUGUUCUCAACAGACAAAACAUAGUUUACCUCUCGCAUCGUACCAGGACACACCGAUUUGUUGUGUUUCAGUAUUCCAUGGAGGUUUGGGGAAGGGGUGCUUUUUCUUAUUCAUUUUAAAACAUCAGUUUUGUUUGAAAUUGUGUAUGUCUUUGUUCGAAAUUCGUUCAAAUUGGCAGCAAAAUAGAUGAAAUGUUGUAUAUUUUGCACAUGACGAAUGGAACCAAAAUGUUCACGGAAUCCUGUUGGUUCAGCAGUGGUAUUUACAAGGGAAACAUAAUACAUGUAACAGAGGAGAAUACUUUUGUAAAUGGCAUUGAAUUAGAAGCAGGUGAUAUGACUUAGAGAUUAACAUUUGUUUCUUAACUUUUCUAAUUCAGAGAAAAAAAGCCGCCUCGUCCUGUGUUUAGACUUUUUGAUCACUUGCACAUAUUUUUACAUUCAAUUUGAAUCCACCUGAAUUUUAAAGCACCGCUCCGUGAUUCAAGUGUUCUGAUAAAUGAAGAAUGUUACUGUUUAAAUCAUACAACACAAGUACUGUGUAAAAAAAAGAAAAAAAAAGAAAGAAAAAAAAAAACAAAACAAAAGAAAGGAAAAGAGAAAAAGAUGCAUGUUGCAUUAUUUUUAGUGUUCAAUCUGGUUUAGUCCAGAGAUGGUGUAUAUUCCAUGCUUGGUCAUAUUUUUAUUUGUAUUUUUAUUUUUUUCCCUUGCCCUAAACCCCCUACCCCAGGUCUAUUUUUUUAAGAUGGUCCCAUACCUGCUUUAUACUGUGUUUUCAAUGUAUACACUGUGCAAGAGUCGUGCCUUUUUACUCCAAAUUAUUUAAUUCCUUAUUUUUUAAUCUUUUUGUUCCCCUCCAAACAGAAAUGUUUUCUAAUAUUAGGGUGGUUGUUAAAAAAAAAAGAAAGAUAUCCAGAUAUUUUCAGUUUUCUUUUUAUUUUGGUGUUUUGAUGUUUCGAAAUGUGCUGUUGCUUCAAACGGAUACAAGACAUUGUAUUUUCUGUUCACAACAACACUGAAAAGGUCACAAUUUCUCCUUGACUGGCUAAUUCUAUGUGCAAAGCCUUUUGGACAAGAGUGUGCAUUGUGAAUUUGUUGAUAUGAGUAGGUGUGGCUCUUGUUAUAGUGUUAAUUGUAAAUUGUGUUCAGGCUUUCUCCAAGCAUUUUUAUCUGAAAGUAUUAUCCGGCACCAAUGUUACAGCGUCUUUGGUUAGUGUUUCAUUUUCUUAAUAAACUGAGCGCUGCUUGUGCCCUUGGGAAACCAUUGCACAAUGGGAAAAAAAGCAUUUUUAUUGUUCUCAUUGGGAUAAAAACAAACCCUGGUCUUCUUGGUUGUAAAAAACAAAACAACAAAAAACAAACAAACAAAAAAAAAAAAAAAACCACCACGGGCAUGACAAAAGAGGCUGUAUUAGCGGCAGACUUUGAUAGUGUCAUCAGAGCAUCGCUUCAGCUUCUGAUACUGGAUUCACA
Molecule: messenger RNA, 4377 nt
Organism: Labeo rohita (rohu)
Lineage: Eukaryota; Metazoa; Chordata; Actinopteri; Cypriniformes; Cyprinidae
Gene: pip4k2aa
Product: phosphatidylinositol-5-phosphate 4-kinase, type II, alpha a
Exons: 10
Coding region: 764-1978 (404 amino acids)
Biological process (GO): phosphatidylinositol metabolic process
Molecular function (GO): phosphatidylinositol kinase activity
Source: RefSeq, a predicted model, not a curated record